This is a messenger RNA of Saccharomycopsis crataegensis, 5235 nucleotides long. RefSeq names its product DNA-directed RNA polymerase II subunit RPB1 (gene RPO21). Bases 1 to 5235 code for a protein of 1744 amino acids. Gene Ontology annotation, molecular function: DNA binding. The record is from RefSeq and is a predicted model, not a curated record. The transcript is spliced from 3 exons. Gene Ontology annotation, cellular component: RNA polymerase II, core complex. Gene Ontology annotation, biological process: transcription by RNA polymerase II. NCBI's taxonomy places the organism in Eukaryota, Fungi, Ascomycota, Saccharomycetes, Ascoideales, Saccharomycopsidaceae.
AUGGCUACUAGAUCUUUCGCAUACUCAAGUGCUCCGCUUCGUACGGUGAAGGAGAUCCAAUUUGGUCUCUUUUCGCCUGAAGAAACACGUGCGAUCAGUGUGGUGAAGAUUGAGUUCCCUGAAAUUAUGGAUGAAAACAAACGGCUCAGAGAGGGUGGUUUGAAUGAUCCAAAAUUGGGAACUAUUGAUAGGGCUUUCAAAUGUCAAACAUGUGGUGAGGAUAUGUUUGAAUGCCCGGGUCAUUUUGGGCACAUUGAAUUGGCUAAGCCAGUUUUUCAUAUUGGUUUCAUUGCCAAAAUCAAGAAGGUUUGCGAGUGUGUGUGUAUGCACUGUGGUAAAUUGUUGAUUGAUAAAAACUCUUUGCAAGUCCAGCAAAUUGCUAAAAUCAAGGAUCCAAGAAAAAGACUUCAAGCAAUUUGGCAACUAAGUAAAACAAAAAUGGUUUGUGAAGCAGACUUGCCAACUGAAGAGGAAUUGGAAAAUAAUGACUCCGAAAACCCUAUUACUACUGGAGGUUGUGGUAACUAUCAACCAACUGUUAGAAAGGAAGGUUUGAAACUCUGGGGUACUUGGAAGAAGGACAAGAAUUCAGAUGAUGGCGACUCCCAACCAGAAAAAAGAUUGUUGACUCCAAGUGAAAUUUUGAACGUUUUCAAACAUAUCUCUGAUGAGGAUGCCGUUUUAUUGGGGUUCGAUAUUGAUUAUGCCAGACCGGAAUGGUUAAUCUUGACUGUUCUUCCUGUUCCACCACCACCAGUUCGUCCUUCUAUUGCGUUCAACGAAACAGCGAGAGGUGAAGAUGAUUUGACUUAUAAAUUGGCAGAAAUUUUGAAGGCAAAUAUCAAUGUGCAGAAAUUGGAAAUGGAUGGUUCUCCGGCCCAUGUUAUCACUGAAUUCGAAUCGUUAUUGCAAUACCAUGUGGCAACUUACAUGGAUAAUGAUAUUGCUGGCCAGCCAGUGGCCUUGCAGAAAUCUGGUAGACCAAUCAAGUCUAUUAGAGCGAGAUUGAAGGGUAAAGAAGGGCGUGUUAGAGGUAACUUGAUGGGUAAGAGAGUUGAUUUCUCAGCCAGAACUGUUAUUUCUGGUGACCCUAAUUUGGAUUUGGAUCAAGUCGGUGUUCCAAGGUCUAUUGCCAGAACUUUGACAUAUCCAGAGAUUGUCACACCAUACAACAUCCAUAGAUUAACGGAAUACGUGAGAAACGGUCCAAACGAACAUCCAGGUGCGAAAUAUGUUAUUAGAGAUACUGGUGACAGAAUUGACUUGAGAUAUCACAAAAGAGCUGGUGACAUUCAAUUACAGUAUGGCUGGAAAGUUGAAAGACAUCUUAUGGACAAUGAUCCAGUUUUGUUUAAUAGACAGCCUUCUUUGCACAAGAUGUCUAUGAUGUGUCAUAGAGUAAAGGUGAUGCCUUUUUCAACAUUCAGAAUCAACUUGUCUGUCACUUCUCCAUAUAACGCCGAUUUCGAUGGUGAUGAAAUGAAUUUGCAUGUUCCACAAUCUCACGAAACAAGAGCUGAGUUAUCCAACUUAGCAGCCGUUCCUUUACAAAUUAUUUCUCCUCAAUCUAAUAAGCCAGUUAUGGGUAUUGUGCAAGACACAUUAUGUGGUGUUAGAAAGAUGACUUUGAGAGAUAUUUUUAUCGAAUAUGAUCAAGUUAUGAAUAUCUGCUACUGGAUUAAAGACUGGAAUGGUGUUGUGCCUCCGCCAACCAUUUUGAAACCGAAGCCAUUAUGGACUGGUAAGCAAAUCUUGUCUUUGGGUAUACCAGAAGGUAUUAACUUAAUUAGAUUCGAAGAAAAAACCACAUACUUAUCAGAAAAGGAUGACGGGAUGUUGAUUCUUAAUGGUGAAGUUAUGUUUGGUGUCGUUAAUAAGAAAACAGUCGGGGCUUCGGCCGGUGGUUUGAUCCAUACCGUUUUCAGAGAAAAAGGUCACGCAGUCUGUGCAAAAUUAUUCGGUAAUCUUCAGAAGAUUGUGAAUUACUGGUUGCUUCAUAAUGGGUUCUCUAUUGGUAUCGGUGACACCAUUGCCGAUAAGGUAACUAUGGCCAAGAUUACUACCACCAUUAAUGCAGCCAAGCAAAAGGUGCAAGAAGUUAUUUUAGAUGCUCACGCUAACAGAUUAGAACCUGAACCUGGUAUGACUCUUAGAGAAGCCUUUGAAGCUAAUGUUGCCCAACUUUUAAAUAAGGCAAGAGAUGAUGUGGGUAAAUAUUCCGAAAAAUCUUUGAAAGACUCCAAUAAUGUGAAGCAGAUGGUUAUUUCUGGUUCUAAAGGUUCUUUCAUUAAUAUUUCUCAAAUGUCUGCCUGUGUGGGUCAACAGAUGGUGGAAGGUAAGAGAAUUCCAUUCGGUUUUGCUGACAGAUCAUUACCACACUUUACUAAAGAUGAUUUCAGUCCAGAGUCUAAGGGUUUCAUCGAAAAUUCAUAUUUGAGAGGGUUGACUCCUCAAGAGUUUUUCUUCCACGCUAUGGCUGGUAGAGAAGGGUUAAUUGAUACCGCUGUGAAGACUGCUGAAACCGGUUAUAUUCAAAGAAGAUUGGUCAAGGCCUUAGAAGAUAUCACUGUCCAUUAUGAUGGGACUGUUAGAAACUCUACCGGAACAAUUCUUCAGUUCGUUUAUGGUGAAGAUGGUUUGGACGGUACACAAGUUGAAAACCAACCGCUUGAUUCUUUGACAGCUUCUAAUAGUACAUUUGAAAAGAGAUAUAAGAUUGAUUUGAUGGAUUCUUCCACGAUGAUUAAUUCAUCAUUAAUUGAAUUUAGUGAUGAAAUUAGAGGUGACGUCGAACUCCAGAAUAUUUUGGACGAGGAAUAUGAUCAAUUGGUCAAAGAUAGACAAUUGUUGAGAGAAGUCUUUGCAGAUGGUGAGAGUAAAUGGCCAUUGCCUGUUAAUCUUAGACGUGUUGUCCAAAACUCCCAACAAAUUUUCCACGUUGAUAGAAAUAGUGCCAGUGAUUUGCCAUUGGAUUACAUUGUGUUAAAGGUUCGUGAAUUGUGUCAAAACUUACUCGUCGUCAGAGGUGAAGGUGAGCUCUUGUCUGAAGCGCAAGAAAAUGCCACUACUCUCUUCCAGUGCCUUAUUCGUUCAAGAUUGGCAUCCAGAAGAGUCAUUGAAGAAUAUAGAUUGAAUAAGGAUGCAUUCAACUGGGCGGUCGGUAAGAUUGAAGAAUUGUUCCAAAGAUCUGUUGUCCAUCCAGGUGAAAUGGUGGGUGUUUUGGCUGCACAAUCCAUUGGUGAACCUGCCACCCAAAUGACUUUGAAUACUUUCCAUUAUGCCGGUGUCUCGUCUAAGAACGUUACUCUUGGUGUUCCAAGAUUGAAAGAAAUUCUUAACGUUGCUAAGAAUAUUAAAACUCCUUCCAUGAGUAUUUAUUUGCAACCUGAAUACGCCCAAGAUGAAAUGAAAGCUAAGACAAUCCAAGCUGCUAUUCAAUAUUCUACGAUCAAGGAUAUUGUAGCGCUUACAGAAAUUUUCUAUGAUCCAGAUCCCCAAUCCACAGUCAUUGAAGAAGAUAUUGAUUUGGUUGAAGGUUUCUUCGCCAUUCCUGAUGAAGAAACUGAGAAAACCAUUGACCAACAGUCACCUUGGUUAUUGCGUUUUGAAAUCGACCGUAGUAGUUUGAUCGAUAAGCAAGUUACUUUGAGUCAAGUUGCUGAUAAAAUUAAGCAAGCCUUUGGAACAGAUAUUGCAGUUAUUUGGUCUGAAGAUGCCAGUUCUCAAAAAUUGGUUAUUCGUUUACGUAUUGUUAGAGACAGAAAGGCCCAAAAUGAAGAAAAUGAAGCGGAAGAAGACCAUAUUUUGAAGAAAAUUGAACAGCAUAUUUUGGAUAUUUCUUUGAGAGGUAUCGAGAAUGUUUCAAGAGUAUUCAUUUCUAAGAACGAACAUCAUAUGAUCAUUGACGAAGGUGGUAGCUUUAAGAAAACUAGUGAAACCAUUCUUGAAACUGAUGGUGUCAACCUUGCUGAAGUUAUGGCCGUUGAAGGUGUUGACCACAAGCGUACUUAUUCUAAUAAUUUUGUUGAAGUUUUGUCAGUUUUGGGUAUGGAAGCUGCCAGAGAGGCUCUUUAUAAGGAAACAUUUAAGGUCAUUUCUUUUGGUGGUUCUUAUGUCAAUUACCGUCAUAUGGCAUUGUUGAUUGAUGCGAUGACCUCAAGAGGUCACUUGAUGGCUAUUACUCGUCAUGGUAUUAACAGAAAUAACACUGGUGCAUUAAUGAGAGCAUCUUUUGAAGAAACCGUUGAAAUUUUGUUAGAUGCUGGUGCAGCAGCGGAACUUGAUGAUUGUAGCGGGGUUUCUGAAAACGUUUUAUUGGGUCAAAUGGCGCCUAUUGGUACUGGGGUGUUUGAUCUUUUGGUUGAUGAAGAAAGACUUAGAGACAUUCCAUUCAAUGGCAAUAUGGUAGACGAAGUUGGGCAAGCGGCGGGCUCUGGUGCUUUUGACGGUGCUGCCACACCUUAUGAUAUUAAUUCUGGCAGUGGUAGAUAUGAUAAUAUUGAUAUUGAUGAAGAUAUUAACUUCUCACCAAUUCAUGAAAGUAAUAUUAAUGAUAACCAAGGCGGGUUUACUGCCUACGGUGGCUCUGCUCAAAGUCCUUACAAUACCUCACCAAUGAAUAACACCUCACCAUACAAUGAUUUCCAAUCUACUUCUCCAUCGAAUACUUUCAGUUCAAGUCCUGGUUACGAUCCAAGUGGUUAUGCGGCAACUUCUCCAUCAUACUCACCAACUUCACCAUCAUAUUCUCCUACAUCGCCAAGUUAUUCUCCAACAUCACCAAGUUAUUCACCAACCUCACCAUCAUAUUCUCCUACAUCGCCAAGUUAUUCUCCAACAUCACCAAGUUAUUCACCAACCUCACCAUCAUACUCUCCAACUUCACCAUCAUACUCUCCUACUUCACCAUCAUACUCACCUACCUCACCAUCAUACUCACCAACAUCUCCAUCCUAUUCUCCUACAUCUCCAUCAUACUCUCCAACAUCACCAAGUUAUUCGCCAACCUCACCAUCAUACUCUCCAACCUCACCAUCAUACUCACCUACUUCACCAUCAUACUCACCAACAUCUCCAUCCUAUUCCCCAACAUCUCCAUCCUAUUCCCCAACCUCACCAUCCUAUUCUCCAACAUCCCCAUCAUACUCUCCUACCUCCCCAAGUUAUUCCCCAACCUCACCAUCAUACUCCCCAACCUAUAGUCCAAAGGAUAAGGAUAAUCAAGAGCAACAAUGA